GACUACGUGCCUCCUAGUUAGAUAGUUGAUUAAUUCAAAAGCGCAGCGGUUUGGUAGAAGUUUGUUGGAUUGGACGACGAUGGCGAUAGAGGCAGAAAGUGAAGGGGGUUCAUCGCCUUCUUACUACAGCGUUCUUGGGGUGGAUGUGGAUUCCACUGUUGAAGAAAUACGGCGAGCUUAUCGACGGCUUGCAAUGAGGUGGCAUCCAGACAGAUGGACAAAAACUCCAUCUUUGUUAGGUAAAGCCAAGCGUAAAUUCCAGCAAAUCCAGGAGGCUUAUUCGGUUCUAUCGGAUCCGAGGAAGAGGAGUCUAUAUGACGCAGGAUUCUACGACCCUGACGAGGAGCAAGAUGAGGGUUUUUGUGAUUUUGUACGAGAAAUGACGGUUCUCAUAGCUCAGAGUAGGAAAAAGAGAAAGUAUUACAGCAUGGAGGAGAUACAAUCAAUGUGGAUGGAAAUGGCGGAAGGCUUUGGAUACGACGAGGGCUCUUCUCCUUUGUCUUCUUUUAGUAACUCACAAGACUCGAAUUCUUGCAAGAAGAGACGCUGUGACGUAAAUGUCGGGAAUGCGCGUGAUUCAGGCCUUGACAUGUAUGGAACGAGUAACUAUUUUCAAUUAUGAAUGAGUUGCCAUGAAUGUUCUCGUGGGCCAUUCCAAAAGCCCAUUUUGUGAACAAGAAUUUGGGCCAUUUCAAAAAGCCCAUUUUGUGAACAAGAAGUUGGGCCAUUUCAAAAAGCCCAUUUUAAGAAAUAAAAGCAUACGUAUUUGUUGGUUCCCCUUUUUCACUUAAAA
This is a messenger RNA of Carica papaya (papaya), 793 nucleotides long. Its product is annotated as Chaperone DnaJ-domain superfamily protein. The record is from RefSeq and is a predicted model, not a curated record. Lineage: Eukaryota; Viridiplantae; Streptophyta; Magnoliopsida; Brassicales; Caricaceae.